GACGCCACGGGCGCGCGAGUCACAUUAUCACACUCGGCGAUGAGGCUUAGCCGCACAACGACACCUCACUCAAUCUCCAAUCUCACAGUCCGGCGCAAAACUCCACGCUGACUUAUCCGGUCUCGUUUCAAUUCAAACACAACUUUUUGCUCUGGUGCUCAUGUCUUACUACCGGCGGUGGGCCGAAUAGGCUGAACUCGUCGAGGCUAUGGCUGCUUCAGAGUACAAAACUAUCAAGGUGGAACAGCAGGCUUCAGUCGUCCCUGUGUGGCCAUCAAUUGAGAAAGAUGACGACGUCAAAUCGCCCCAGUCAGACCUUGGGGGCCCCAAGGGUGAGUCUCCCAGGAGCGCACUCACCGAAAGUGUCAGUCCUACAAGAAGUGACGACACAGAACCCAUUACCGGCUUGCCGCACGCCGUGACGUUGACGGCGCCGGCCAAGUUUCGUGGCCAGCACCCGCCCGGACUCUGGGAAACCCUCAAGCAGGAGAUCAGGCAUCUGUACAUUGAUGAAGAAUUACCCCUCAAGGAAGUCCGAGAGAUGAUGAUGAAAAAGGGCUUUGUCGCAACCGAAAAGAUGUACAAGGACAAAUUUGCAAAAUGGGGUUUCAAUAAGAAUAACCGCAAGAAAGACGUGGCAAAAAUUGUCAGUCAUCAAAAACAGCGUAAAGUAGCUGGCAAAUCGACUGUUUAUUACCGCAAUGGUAAGGUCGUCAAUAUUGAAUCAUACAUCAAAAGAGCGAAGCUAUCGCCGGAAGACCUCAUAGAGGCCGCCGAGGAAGAGACACUACCAAGCUAUGUCAGGUCUCGGACGCCACCGCCAGAUUCAAACCCCAAACCGGAAUACUUUCAGCCGAUGGGGUACUACAAUGUGCGGGACCUAUUAUUUAAAUGCUUCCGACAUUUGGGCGCCAGAGCCGACACGGUCCUUGACCAAGAUACCGCAGUAUCAGCCUUCGCGGACUAUCCAAGGACGGAUUUCUACCGCACGGUUCGAAACCUAAGAGAUGCGGCCUGGCUGUUCGAGGAGAACCGAACACGGGAAGGCGGCGUGCUCAUGCGUCGAGCCUUUGACCACCUCCAUGUACUGGUUGAAGAUCCAAGCCCAUGGGCUCUCUGCGAUUUGCUUAUGUAUCAAAUGGCUGUGACCCAGUACGGGCACCAGACCCUCAUCUGGCAGUUCUUGUCUGAGUACUCGUCCACCGGAAAGGGGCCCUUGGAUUGGCUGCGCAGCGUCUUUCAAGCACUACAUGACUUUUUCCAGAGCUACCCACUCGAGACAUGCCUGGACUUUCUUGCCGAACAGGUUGGGGUCAUUUAUCCGUUGAUGAUGGUUAAAGAUACGCCGAGGAACGCAAAGUCAUUCCUCCAAGGUGUAGUUAACAGCAAGUCGCGCCAUCACUAUCAUAUACAGCCAGUACGCCGCUUUACCCAGGCUAUUGAGUCUCAGUCGUUCCCUAGAUUGAAGGGUACACUAGAAGAUGACGAUCCUCUCUUUCGGUUCCAUGAACUAUUUACCAUUGGUCUAGAGACGGGAUGGAGAAAUCAGCGCUGCCUAGAAUUAGCGACAGAACUUUACAAAUCCGAAACGGAUCUCAACUCUCGACGCCUCUCCUUGAGAGCCCUUGCGUAUUAUCAUAUGGGUAAUUGCAGGCCGGAGUCAACAGCAGCGGCAGCAAACAACCCGCGGUAUGGAUACGCAAAACAGUACAUGCAACAGGCCCUGGAUCUUGCGCCCCAUGUCACAUUUGGUGGAUUAAGUGGUGGUGCUCUCAGAGAAAUAUGGGAAGAUUCGAAACUACUCGAGCAGUGGCACUUGGAAGAUGGGGAUACAGUUGCGGCCGAUGCGCUGGUCCAAAGUAGGUCGGAUACACUCACACAAUUUGUGGACUCUCUAGAAAUCUCGCCAUCGCCAAUGGCUUCCCCAGUACCUUCACCGGUAUUGCCGCGAAGGUAGGAAUCUUCAGAGAAGGCUGUGGGAAGCGCACAGCCUUGCAUUGCCAAGGAGUUUGUAGGUGUAUGGAUGUGGAUAUGGUCAGGUACUAUUGGUGUUUCUUUGGUUUGGCAUAUUACGGAAUGAACGAUCAGGUGAUAACCAAGUAUUUCCUAGAUACGCAAUUAUAGUAUAUCUGAAUUGUUACUUCUUUUUUUUUUU
Truncatella angustata is the source of this 2155-nucleotide messenger RNA. RefSeq lists its product as uncharacterized. The transcript is spliced from 2 exons. The record is from RefSeq and is a predicted model, not a curated record. The coding region runs from base 209 to 1957 and encodes 582 amino acids. Lineage: Eukaryota; Fungi; Ascomycota; Sordariomycetes; Amphisphaeriales; Sporocadaceae.